Molecule: messenger RNA, 5604 nt
Organism: Aquila chrysaetos chrysaetos
Lineage: Eukaryota; Metazoa; Chordata; Aves; Accipitriformes; Accipitridae
Gene: TDRD1
Product: tudor domain containing 1
Exons: 24
Coding region: 1420-4596 (1058 amino acids)
Biological process (GO): spermatogenesis
Source: RefSeq, a predicted model, not a curated record
GGAUACUUGAUUUUCCUUUUCAUUGCAUCCUGUCAAUAUACUUCCAGCACAGUCUAUAGUGUUAAUUAAGUGUCAUUUCAAAAGACUGUUCAGACUGGCAGCAUUGUUUUGCUUCGGCAGGCCUGGGGGAUUGAAAUGGCUAGCCAGCUAAAUGUAAUAGAAACGUGGAUAUUUUAAGUCACAGUCUAAAUUUUUUCUUUUUUUGAGAGGUUUGAAUGACAGAGAAGUAUUUCUUAAUGCCUGACUAGUAUUAGUGCUGCUUAGGCACGAGGAUUAUUGGGCUAAUCUUGGGGACAGAGGAACAAGGUGCAGGGAGGUAAUGGAGGCUGUAUGACCAUAAUUGCCCCAUCUCCCCACAUCAUCCCAUGUGCAACUGUGCCUACUCUGAUAUGGAAUGCUGGGCAUCUUGGCAGAUAGAUUUCCUGAAAUCCCACCUAAUCCUACCUAAUUUCCCCUUCUGUUUUCAGAGCAGCCUCCCAUACAGUCAGCUUCUACUCAGAUUGCAGCUGAGGGCUGGAGGUUCAUUGGAGCCAGGAAGAGUCUUUCCUCUGACUUCGGUAGGGAGUAUCUAAACCACCUAGCAAAAACUCAGCAAACCUUUGAUGUGUUGUUCCCUUUUCUUUUGAGAAUGGUCAGCAGGGAACGAUAGUUUGGCAGACAGGAUCCUAGACUUAAACAUGGAAGAUUUAGACUGAAAUGCCAUCACAGCCAGAUUCCAAAUUACUUUAAGGCAAAAUAGCUGUGCUUCAGUUUCUUCUCUGUGAACAGAGAUAAUUAUUCCCUGCCCCACAGAAUGUGUAAGAAUAAAAUCCAUCACUGAUUUUAUACACUUUAAUAAUAAGUACCAAGUGUAGGCACUAAAAUAGACCAGAUUAAUUUAAUUUUGGUGAAAGUUUAAUUGCACAGCACUGGAAACACCUGAGAGCAUGUCUAAGUAGUAGCAUAACUGCAGCAGUGUUGAGGAUGAAGUAUGUUUUCCAGUGUAGGUAGAGACAUGAGAAUGGGAAACAAAAGAAGGAAAGGGAAAACACCUUGUAUAGAAAAGAAAGAGGAGAAAGGACAAAUGAAAGCAGAGAAUAGGUUGGAAAUGGAAGAUGAAGUGAUGUAUUUUCCAGGCUGCAGGGCAAAAUUCAAAUAUUUUAGAAUACAAAUGUAUCAAUUUGAUGUAUCAAAUUUCAUCAUUCUUGCAUAGAUCUUACAGCCACCUUCUGAAUUUGUAUGAAACAAGGUUGUCUAACUGAUGUCCUGAGAGAAUUUUGAUUUUAUUGGAGAAAUUACAGAAAGCAGCUAUACACCUUUCCUGCUGCUGAACUAUGAACAUUUGGCCCGAGGUGCAGGCGUGCCUGCUGCUGUGAAGCACUGACAGGCCAAGUCAGGAGAAGCCCAAGGCUGCUCAGGCAGAGUCAGAGAUGAAGUUCCAUGGAAGGCAUAACUGGUAGAGGGAACUUGCUGUUGACAGCUGCAGCUGAUAAAGGAAAUACCGUGUCACAUUCUGAUUUGAUUCAUGAGAAGCCAAAGAAAUUGCAAUAUUCUUCUGAGAAUGUUUUCUCUAUUGGCUAUGAUAAGAGUCUCUUCAGUUCAUUACUAUUACCCCCUCAAAUGAGGACUUGCCAUUAUUGCGGUCUGUUUGGAUCCCUCAGAUGUUCACAAUGCAAGCAAAUAUACUAUUGCUCUGCAGAUUGUCAGAAAAAGGAUUGGCCAGCACAUAGUGUUGUAUGCGAGCCAAUUAAAGAGAAUGUAAGUAGUAACAAUGGAGGCAAGUUACCUGCUGAAACUGAGAAGGGAGUUUAUCUUAAGGGUAAUUCAAUUUCUGUGGAUUCUCUCAAGACAGAAGGGCGCAUGAAGAAGAUAAUGCUUUCAGAUCUCCAGACUCUAGGGAUCAAAAAAGCUAUGGAAGUACAGGGUAUAGUAACAAAGUUCAAGAGUCCAAGUGAAUUUUAUAUACAGAUGAGUUCUCCAGAAGUUUUAGACCAGAUCAGUAAACUUUCUGUGAAACUACAAGACUGUUAUGCUAAUACAGUUAUUCAAGAGCAACAUAUUGCUAUCAAAGGGGAGGUCUGCGUUGCAAGGUGUUCUUUGGAUCAGACCUGGAAUAGAGCACUGGUAAAAGAUGUGGAUAUACUGCAAAAGAAAGCACAAGUAUUCUAUAUAGAUUAUGGAAAUGAAGAAAACAUUCCACUCUCCUGGAUUAAAGCUCUGCACGAAGACAUUGAACUGUUGCUUCCUCCAUGUGCCAUUAAGUGUUCCCUUGCGAAUUAUGAUCCAAAAGAAAAAGGAUGGAAUGAAGACAUCGCCCGCUUUUCUUCCCAACUCGUGGGAAAGCACUGUUCAGUAACUGUUGUUGAUGUAUUUGAGGAAGAAAUGAUGUUGAGUUUUGCUGUAGAUGUUGUUCUUCCAGAUUGUGGAGACUGCCUAGAUAAAGUGCCUUUAGAAAUGAGGUCUGAUUUAACUCCAGGAAGUAAUGUCAAAGGGGCAGACACUCCAAGAGACAACCAUUCUAAGGGAAGUAAACAAAAAAUACCUGAAGAUGAAGAAUUUCUUCACUGUGCUAAUUCAGUUGCAGAGUGUGUCUCUGUACGUAUCGGCGAUGCAUUUUCUGGUGUGGUUUCCUGUGUUCAAAAUCCAGAAGAAUUUUUCUGUCAGCAGAUACACAGUGCCCGUCAACUUGCUGAACUUCAGGUGUCUCUUAAUGAACAUUGUGACAGAUUUCCCAGUAGUCCAGCUUUCCGUCCUGCUGCUGGAAAUGUGUGCUGUGCCCAGUUCACAGAAGACAAUCUUUGGUAUCGUGCUGCUGUUAUAGCGUAUGUUUCUGAAGAUACUGUUUUGGCGGGCUACAUAGAUUAUGGUAAUUUUGAAGUCCUUCCACUGACUAGACUUCGUCCUAUGAUUCCAAGAUUAAUGGACUUGCCAGCUCAAGCCAUAAGAUGUACCUUGGCAGGUGUAAAGCCACCAGUAGGAGCCUGGACCUCAAAAGCUAUUUGUUUUAUGAAGCAACUGGUGAGAGACAAAGUGUUCACAGUGAAAGUAGUGGAUAAAGAGAGUUACAAAUCUGUGGUGGAGCUUGUAGAUGCAUCAGUUACUCCAGUAAUAAAUAUAUCAAGCCAUUUCAUAGAGAAAGGCUGUGCAGUUCAGGAAUUGAGGAUGGCCCUACCAGCAAUCGGAAUGAGUAAUGUUAAACAAGCAAAUGAGGACACGACAAACAAAAGAAUUUGCAAGUGGAGUAAAUUAAGUCUUAAACAAACAGUAGAUGUCGUAGUGUGUACGCUGUACAAUCCUGGAGAAUUCUACUGUCAGAUUUCAAAUAACAGUGAGUUACUAGCUCUAAACUUACUUAACAAAUCAUUGUCUGAAUACUGUCAGAAAACUCCACCAAAUGUUUUUAAGCCUGAGAAUGGAGAACCUUGUUGUGCUUUUUUCUCUGAUGAUGGUAACUGGUACCGUGCUUUGGUGCAAAACAUUACUUCAGAUGGAACUGUUAAAGUGUACUUUGUGGACUAUGGAAAUGUUGAGGAAGUACCACUGGAUAAAAUACGGCAGAUCUCAUCCUCAUUCCUAAAACUUCCAUUUCAAGGAAUUAAAUGCUGGCUCUCAGGUAUAAAGCCUGGUAAGAGCAAAUGGAUUCCAGAAGCUACAGCAAGAUUUCGUAUGUACACUGCAGGAAUAAAGCUUCAAGCCAGAGUAACUUCCCUUUCCAGAGAUGGGGCUGGUGUAGAGCUUAUUGACAAUUCCACCGGUCAUCCAAAAGUGAUCAAUGAGAUACUGACUUCUGAAAAAUUGGCUGUAAAGCAAGUUCUGCAAGAUAAAAAUAACUUUCCAAACAAGUCUGUUGACAAAAAAGAAAUGUCACUUGGGCACUGGAAGUUGAUUGAAUUGGCUAUAGAUGAAACCGUAUCUGUCUGUGUAACAGAAGUUGUAAGCCCAGACUUGUUCUAUGCUGUACCAGUUCAAACUAAAGAUCGAGAGAAGCUACAUAGGCAGUUGAUUGAACUAGAAGGCUAUUGUAAAUCUUGUAAGAACCAGCCCUUCAAACCAAAACUGGGUGAAGCCUGUUGUGCAAGGUUUUCAGGUGAUGGCCAUUGGUACAGAGCUCUUGUUCUAAAAGCUUCUCAGUCUGUAGUGAAAGUACUAUAUGCAGACUAUGGGAACACAGAAACUUUACCGCUUUCAGAGGUGCUGCCAAUCACUGAUUCCUACCUAAAGCUGCCUUUUCAGACAAUUAUAUGUUCACUUGCAGGAAUAGAGAAAGCUGAGUGGUCUCCAUUGUUCCUUGACAAGUUGAAAGAAAUGUUAUUGAAUAAAUAUGUCACAAUUACAGUGAAAGGGAUUAAUGGAAAUGUUACUUUAGUAACAGUGGAGAAACUUUGUGAAAAUAGUAGUCUGAAUGUAGCUGACAAACUGGUAAUGGAAGGUUUGGUCAAAUCCUGCAAUGCUGAAAAAUUACAUGCUGAACAUCAAGGCAAUGGAGGUGAGACCAAAUGCUGCUGCACAGAAUUAAAAAUGCAACUUAAAAAGCAUGAACAGAUCCUACUCUUCCUUUUAAACAAGUAUGGCAAUGCAGAUGGAUUCACUGAAAUGAAAAAACUGUUGGACCACUAAGUCUCUGACAUGUACAGUUUCAUUUGUAUGUAUACCAGGUUGCUGCCGUUCCUUUUUUGGAAGACCAAGUGUAUUCAUCAGCUUAAAAAUGAGAGUCGCUUUGUAGAAAUUCUGCUGUUUACGUAGCUGUAUUUGUCUGCAUGCUUGGAUUGUAACUGUGAAAUGAGUAUGUAACUCGAAGAAUUUCAAAGCUGCAAGCUAAAUUUUCUGUUCUGUUAUUGUGUUAUACCACUGUGUGCUGCUAAGCUUUUUUGCUUUUAUUUUGCUGUUGAACGCACAUAACUUUAUGGAAUGGCCAUUGCAUUGCGGGUCUAUUCUGCAAACUUACAUUUGAAAUUAUUGUGAUCGUAAAGCUUACUUCAACUUUGGUGCCAUUAAUUUUACUGGAAAAACUGUAUCUUAUCUUGAUUAGUCUUCUUUCAACUUAAUUUCUGGUCUGAAGUUAGACUGAAAAUUGUUCUUCAUAAACUUGGUUUCAGUAUCAUUAAAGGCUGAAUCUUGGACUGCAUAUAGGUAGUUCUCUCUAAAAUCAGUAAACACUUAAAUGUGCACCGUUCUUUAUAUACACUUACACUGUGUAAUACGCAUCUGUGAAUAUUGUUUUGAAGUAAAUUGUAUUACAGCUGUUUUGUCUGUAGCUACAUUGUCAGGAUUUCUACCCCAUCAAGUUUUUUCACAUCAUAAUAGAAAAGUCCUGUUCUGAGAUAUGACAAAAGUACUGAAUCAAAUUAUUAACGGAUUUUCAGUAUUUCUCUAAAAUGUAGUUGAUACUUAAUUGUCGUUUCUGACUAAUGCAGUGGCAGUGUUACUAAAGAGCCACAUUACUGUUCACAGAGCACAGUGGGUAUUUGGUUAUUGAAACUCAGGGUCAGCUUUUUUUGUCCACUUGAAGUAUCUAUUUUAAGUUUGGGCUUUGUGCAAAUUGGAAGGAUCUUGAGAGUAAACUUGUUGUGAAAGAGAAAUAUUUUUGUUUGACUUAAUGAUUUAUUACACUUAAAUUGCCUCAGA